CAAACGAAUUGUAAAUAGGGUCCAUUUACUCACUAAACUUUGUCCUCGCAAGCAUAAUGUAUUAUGAGGUGCCUCCGAAUUUUUACAAAAAGUUUAAUAAGACUGAUCCUUAAUCACCCAUACCAUAGUGAAUUUAACUACUACUGGCGUUUGACCUAUAGUAAUUAAUAAAAAAAUUAUGGCGGAAACGGCUUUGGAUGGAAUCCUUUCGAUGGAUAUGGGCGAAAGGGUUGUGGUGGUACCAGGAGUGGAAGAUGUGGUGGCGACAAUGCAACGUUUUGUGUGGCAAGACUAUGUAAUGUUUGUUAUUAUGUUGAUGGUUUGUAUGGUAAUUGGGGUGUAUUUCGGGUUUUAUCACGCUUCGACUAACACACAAGAAUAUCUCAUGGGGAGUAGGAAUAUGAAAAUUUUUCCUAUCACCAUGUCGCUAAUUGCAAGUUUCGUAAGUGGAAUAUCAAUUUUGGGAAUACCUACCGAAACCUAUUUAUUCGGAGUACAAUACAUUUAUUGUCUGAUAGGACUUGUGGUAAUGUCAUUAAUAAUGAAUUACAUUUAUCUUCCUGUCUUUUAUGGCUUAACUCUAACUUCAACCUACGAGUAUCUCGAAAGAAGAUUUGAUAAAAACGUUCGCUUAUUUGGAUCAGUUUUGUUUACAAUUAAUAUGACAGCCUGGUUACCAAUUGUGAUCUACGUACCAGCGCUGGCCUUCAAUCAAGUUACCGGAGUUAACGUCCACUUUAUAACACCCAUACUAUGCAUUAUUUGUAUUUUUUACACAUCGCUGGGCGGUCUGAAAGCUGUUGUUUGGACCGAUGUGAUACAAGCUGUAAUUAUGUUUGGAGCUAUGCUUUUGGUUGCAAUAAAAGGAACUCUAGACAUUGGCGGUUUAGAUGAUGUAAUAAAACGUAGUCUAGAAAGUGGACGCAUUGAAGGGCCAGAUCUAGAUUUUAGUCUUUCAAUGAGAUAUACCUUCUGGUCAUUAACAAUAGGAGGAUGUUUUUAUUUUCUUCAAGUAGCAGCCAUUAAUCAAAAUAUGAUUCAGCGGUAUUUGGCUUUACCUUCACUUAAAUGUGCCAAAAAAGCGGUCUGGUUUUUUGCUUUGGGAUUAUCUGCAAUUGUUCUCGUUUGCAGCUAUUGUGGAAUUUUGAUUUAUGCCACUUUUUACAAUUGCGAUCCUUUAACAACAAAACUUGCAAGAGAAAAAGAUCAACUUAUGCCCCUUCUCGUCAUGCAAGUUUUGGGGGAAUAUCCUGGACUUUCAGGAAUUUUUGUUGCAGGAAUAUUAAGUGCAUCUUUGAGCUCUUUAUCAACCGGUCUUAAUGCAAUGGCUGCUGUAAUUCUCGAAGACUUUUAUCAUUUCUUCUGCACUAAAAAACUGACAGAAGAGCAAUCUUCCGUUUUGAUGAAAUUAACAGUAAUUAUAUUUGGGGCGAUUUAUGUCGGUUUAGUUUACAUAAUUGAACACCUUGGAGCUGUUUUACAAAUAAGCAUGAGUAUUGGUUCUAUUGCAAGCGGACCGUCUCUAGGUAUGUUUACAAUGGGAAUACUCAUACCGUGGGUGAAUGCCAAAGGUGCUUUAAUUGGAGGAACAUCAUCUUUAAUUUUUAUGAGUUGGAUUGGCUUCCAAGCCCAGGCUUCUAUAGCCGCUGGUGAUUUAUCAUUUCCUGAAAAGCCCUUGACGACUGACGGCUGUCAUUAUCAUUUUAUUCCUAAACAAUCUGUUGCAGUUAAUAUUCAUAUCAACGCUACUGAUUUUGUGCAUCCUGAAGAAAAGUUUAUACUGCAUCAUGUUUCGUAUUUAUGGUACACUUUAAUGGGAACUUUCGUUUCGGUCAUUAUUGGUUUAUCAGCAAGUUUUAUUACAAAACCUUUGGAUCCACGUGACGUCGAUCCGGCGCUGUUAGCUCCGAUUCUUAAAAAAAUUAUAAAGCCAAGAGAGUUUCCAAAUGAACCUGGAGAUGGCAUAAUUUAUGCUUAUGAUUCACCUGAUAGAAAAAAUGUGCCAUUACAAACAAUUUCCCAACCGGAAUAAAUUAAACACAACUAAUAAAACUAUACAAAACUCAUUUGUAAUUGUCUAAAAUGAUUCACUAUCUAAGAGUUAAUUUUGUAAAUAAGUAUGUAAUAAAACGCAAAAUGUGAAUUUUCA
This is a messenger RNA of Tribolium madens (black flour beetle), 2149 nucleotides long. RefSeq names its product sodium-coupled monocarboxylate transporter 1-like. Gene Ontology annotation, biological process: transmembrane transport; sodium ion transport. Gene Ontology annotation, cellular component: membrane. The coding region runs from base 179 to 2032 and encodes 617 amino acids. Gene Ontology annotation, molecular function: symporter activity. The record is from RefSeq and is a predicted model, not a curated record. The transcript has 14 exons. Lineage: Eukaryota; Metazoa; Arthropoda; Insecta; Coleoptera; Tenebrionidae.